Molecule: messenger RNA, 705 nt
Organism: Procambarus clarkii (red swamp crayfish)
Lineage: Eukaryota; Metazoa; Arthropoda; Malacostraca; Decapoda; Cambaridae
Source: RefSeq, a predicted model, not a curated record
AAAUGAGUUGAGACUGGCUGGUGGUGAUAGAGGGACACUGCUAUUGGUCGAGAGUCUUUUCUGACGAGUGAUCAGACUGCGUCAGGGUCGCCGGCUCUAGUUCUCCUGAAGGUGGCGGAGGUGACGGUCAGCCCGGCAUGACUCCUCUUUCAACUGUGUUGUGGCUCCUGCUAUGGGCGGCGUGCGUCAUGGCCAGACAACAUGGCUUGCUCGACCAAGGGGUCGACCAAGAGGAGGAAGACUUGGAAAAAAUUUCACCUCAAGCAAAGAUGGCGGUACACGCAGAAACUUAUGAAGUGCUGUUGUCAGCGCAACGAGAAAAUGCCGCCAAGUGGCUAAAGCGCUACGAAGUGGAAGGGGAACUGGAUGACGAUAUGAUAGACGAGUAUUUCAAGGUCUUCCUAAAGACGGAAAUUUCAGACAUAAUAGAUAUCAUGCCAAGACCUCUGGCAAGAUUUGGUUUUAUACUAAAGCAUCCGUGUGUUAAAUGUGUGGUAGAGUACUUGAAGUGCAAGAGCUUUUGCCUUCAGUUGUUGGCAGAAAGCCUCGGCCACACUACAGAUAUGUUUGCUUGCCUGUCGGUCUGCUGGCAGAGGGUCGUCUCCUGCUGCGUCGCUUCCAGAAGGACCAAAGUGAAAGUAGCAAUUAAGGAAGCUUAGGAUAUAUCUACGUAAGCAGCUCAAUUAAAAUAUUUUAGUUUGUCAA